Molecule: messenger RNA, 3641 nt
Organism: Cuscuta campestris
Lineage: Eukaryota; Viridiplantae; Streptophyta; Magnoliopsida; Solanales; Convolvulaceae
Source: the annotation of a GenBank genome assembly
CACACAUCAUUUUCGGAUUGGUUUUGGCAUUUUAUUUGAUUGCUGGUGUGUUUUAUGCGUUUAUCAAUCAUUAAACAUUUAGUACAUCUCUUUAAAUGCAUUUUAAAAAUAUUUAAUAGACUACUUCUAAUGCUUUUUUUAAAUACUCAUAAUACAAAACUUCAUAUUUCGUGGCAUGUGUUUUGAAUGAAUCUUACAUAUAAUUACUAAUCAUCAUUCACUAUAAUUUCAUAUAUUACACUAUAAGAAAGAAGAUUAUUAAAGCACAAUUUAAUUUACACACUAUAGUAAACAAAUAUCUUUGUCUAACAAAUCCCAUCCAUCAAUUCUGUGAAACAUUAUUUCCUCAAUGCAUUUAGUGCAAAAUGUAACCUGCUUUUACGAAUCCAUCAAUGGGACUUCACUUUUGUGUAUGGCAAUGGUUUUUCAAAUUGGUUUUUCGGGUUGGUUUUGGGUUAGACUACAGGUUGGGUUUGGAAUUUUUAGGUGUGAGUAUGGAUGCAUUUUUGGGUUAGGGAAUUAGGGAUUACUAUCUGGGAUUUGGUCAUGCUGUCUGGGACUGGUUUUUUUGUCUGCAUGCUCUACCUGGUUUACCACUUUAUAAUUGCUUUUUCCUUAUCCUGUGUGGUUAUGCCGCUUUAGGUCUGCAUUACACUUCAUAAAUAUAUUUUGGAAUUUGGUCUGCAUGCUAUAAUUUGUAUAAGACCGUAUAUCAUUUCACCCUUUAAAAUCAUAGUUGAGUAUGUAUACUAUGUGUCACCAUUCUCCAAGCAUACUUCAUGUCCUUUGUGGUUAAAACCUAUACUUCAAUUCAUAACACAGACACUUUAACAAAAAAAAUUUACUACCUGAACAAACAUAGCAUGAGAUGGGUUUCUACCUGAACAAACAUACCUGGUUUCUCCGCUCUUGGUGGUGUCUUCAAUGAAGAGGUGUGUCUUGAUUACUUUCACGCCUUCUUCCACCAUGUACAACUAUUGGGUUUCCUCUUUUUGAUGGAUAUGCCCCUAACAAAAGAUUGGUUCCUAUGAUCUGCUGCAAUCUAAUCAUAAUGUUACUAUUUGUUACAUAUACAAAUAGAUGCUUAAGCCCACACAAGAAUCACAAACCACUAAACCACCUAUAUUUCCCAUGUCAAACACCACUAAGAAUUGUUGGUCUUGAAUCUCGAGGUGACUUAAAGUCAUAUAUACAAUCUUUUAAUACAUAUUUACAUAUUGUGGCAUUUCAAAUAGGUCAAUGCACUGUUGCUGAUUCUUUUAGGCCUGGUGGUCCAAAUUAUAAGCUUCGCAGUGGCACUCCAUUCGACAAUGUUGAACUCAUAGCGGUUCAUCACUACCUCCCAAAUGCGCCAAUUUGCUUUUCAAGUUACUAAUGGACAAGAUGUUGGAAAAUGAACAAUUCCAGGUACAACAUCAAAGAAUUCCCACCAUGAAAAAAGGAAAGGAAAAUAAAAACAUGAUGUUCGGAGUCAAACACCAAUUCUUUACUAAUGGCCAAACUAGAUUUUCAAUGUUGCUGAUGUAGUAAUAUAAGAACCUGAAGGCCGCGUAAAGUGCAGUUUCUUAUAAAGAAAGAGCAACAAAAUGUACAAUGAAAUUUUUUUAACUCUUGAUAAUUUUUUCUUAUGUACACUAACAUGCACAAUGGAUGUUCCGAUUCUUUAGGUCGGGUAAUCAGGCGUAAGAUUUGCAAUUAUACACUGCUGCUGCAUGCUUCCCGAUUAUUGAGGCCGGAUAAUCAGCCGCUUGAUUCGCACUUCCCAAGUAUUAGAAUCUAGAGUCAUGAAGACUACGGAUGUUGCGAAACAUGAAAGAAAUACUCUGAUUCGAAGACGCAGUGUGAGGAUUGCGAUGGCGAAAGAGGAAGUCUUGCGUAACAUUGAGCAAACGUUGUCAGAGGACGAAGCGCUUGAUGAAAUUUUGUUGAUCAAGAGGAUGGAAAAGGCUCAGGAAAGGCAGGUGAAUAUACGCGAUGCGUUUGUUAGGCAAAGCGUUUGCGAAAAGGUUAAGGAAAGGCAGGUGAAUAUACGCGAUGCGUUUGUUAGGGAGAAAACUGCAGGGGAGGCAUCUGGAAAUGUGUUGAAGGUUAACGGGGAAAAGGUGUGUGUGGCAAAUACGGAUAGCGAGCAUUUGGAUAUGGUGAAGGAAAUCAAGGAGAUCAAGGAAAAACAGGAUGCGCAGGAUAAGAAACUGGAUGAAAUAUUGGGCAUUCUACGGCAAAAAACAGCGUCUGUUGAAACCAGCUCUGGGAAAGGGUCUUUGAUGGGAGGUAAUGAAGAACCAAUUGUCCGGAAUGAAGUGGAUGAAGUUGGUGUUGAAAUUCAAAAUGACAAGAGUGGAAAUGUUUCGGUGACAGAAGCCAGUGACCCUGUAAAGGAGGGGAAGUAUCCAGAUAUCCCAUUCACUGAGACACAAUAUGAUCCAUGCUUCCUGGAACUUAUUGACAGGGUCCUAAGGUUCCUUGCGAGGGGAUUGUUGGGCAGGAUGCGAUCCAGGGUGGGCGCAAGAGAAGUGUUAGUGGUGAUGAUACUGCCAAGAUAUCUGGGGUCAAGUGGUUCGAAUAAAGGGAAACUUGGGCAGCACAUUGAAGGAGGCAAACGUAGACGUAGCUUGGAUGACGAUGAUUUUGAAAGAAUUUUUACUAGCAGCCGGGUGGGAAGUGGGGAUCUUGGAGUGAAUGUUGCUCACGAUGCUUUGGUGGUGUUUUCCACGGGUUUAGAUUCCAUUACUGCAUGUGUUGAGAUUGAUCGGCCUAAAAGGGUUCACAACAAUCCGGAGAGAUAUACUCCCACAGAAGUCGAACAUGAUAAGGAAAAGCGGAAGCUAGAGAGGAUGGACCGUGCUAAGCUACAAAUGAAACGUGUUAGGUCGGAGGUAUGCCAUGGGCCCUUUUCAAAAGAUCCAAAGGUGAUGCCUGCGUAUGGGGAAAUACAAAAGGUGAGAGAGUUUUUGAAUGAAGGACUGCUGAAAAGACAGGGAAGGAAGAACAGCACAUGUCGGUAUACAUGUAAAGAGGAGAACAUGACGAAAUGUCCAAUUGUGCUUGAUGGUUUUAAAGUGGAGAACAAAACAUGGCUCUAUGAGUUGUUUACAAACACAGAGUGGUUGCGCAGCACGCAUGUUGAAAUAGCAAUGCAUUUCCUGGAAGUGAAGGGUAGGCAGUAUAACCUCCUGCAGAUGUACACAACUACAUCCCCAUACUUCUUGCAAGGUGACCACUGGAUGUUGCUUGUCCUAGAGGUUGAAGGGAGGACAAUACGGGUAUACGAUUCAAAAGGAAGGAAGGGAAAAAGUUGCCGGGCAUUGAACGAAUACAUGCAAUGUAUCACGGAGUUGCUGCCUGUCCUGCUUGAUUUGUUGAGUGUAUGUGAUGAGCACUCGGAUGGCCCAAUGGGGAAAAAGAAGUUCAAUAUCAAGGUCGUUGAUGAGUGUCCACAACAAGAUGACGGGUGUAACUGUGGGAUGUUUAUGUUGAAGUUUGCAGAGUAUCUAAUGAUGGAUAGACAUAUUUCUGAAGUUCAUGCACGCGACAUGGAGGGGUACCGGGUUAAGAUGACUACGGAGCUCAUGGUAUACAGUAAAGAGCGGAAAGAGAAGGCCGGAGACAAAUAGCCUUAGCGUCUGCAAUUAUUUGGAAUG